CCAGCGCAGAGCAUCACACCAGAAAGAUGCUGAUCAGAGAGGCUCUGACUGUGCGAUGUGCUGGUGCCCCCUUUGGGCACAAGCAACAAAGGGGCCCAUGGGCGGCUCCCGAAUGCUGGGCGUUGCUCCAGGCCAGAAGUGGAUUCGGCUUCCCCAGCCGUGGACACCCAAGGACCGCAGCCCCCCAGCCACCUGCAGUUCAACCUGAAAAGGAUGCAGCUAGACAGAGAGUGCCAGGCCAUUAGAGAAAGAGACGACUGCAUUCGCUCUGCCAGGCUGGUCGCCAUUGUGCAGUCCAGGGGGCGCGUGGACAACUGGAACAGCUACAGUGUACGCAGCCUGAGCAGUGAGAGGCGUCGCCGGGAGCUGGCACAGAUCGGGGUGGAGAACCAGCGGCUCGUGGGGCGGCUGAGGCAGCAGCAGUCGGAGUACGCCCGGGAGCCCUGGGAGCACCACUGGGAAAGGGUGGAGCUCAUCCGCAAUGGCAUCGCCCGCUACCCUCGCGGCAUGCGGGCCCUGCAGAUGCACAGAGAUGGUGGAGUGCUGCGCUGGAAGAAGGAGGGCACAAGAGACAUAACAGGCAGGCAGGAGAAAAGAAGUUGCCUUAAUGGCUCAAAAGUCCCGGAGCCAGAAGGAAUUUCUCAUGUGCCUGGGGGUGAGGUCAGGCGAGGCUUCAAAAGCUGGGAGAGAGUCUUGACAUCAAGUCAAUCUGACUGUCCAGUCAGGGUCGGCUCCAGCUUUUUUGCUGCCGCAAGUGGCGGUGAAGCGGGGGAAAAAAAGAAAAAACGAUUGAGCGGCUGCCGAAGAGGAAGUGAAGGACUGAUGGACCCACCACCAAAUUGCCGCCGCAGUCCCGGACGUGACGCCCCAGCAAUGGACAGACUGCCGCCCCUUUCUAUUGGCCACCCCAGGCACCUGCUUCCUUCGCUGGUGCCUGGAGCCGGCCCUGUGUCCAGUGCACCAUAAUCCUUCCUUUGCCAACCCAUGCCUCACCCCUUCCUGGAACCUUUGCCCUCAUUAUGGGCUAGGGGCUGCUUUCUACACUUCCUCAUGCCCAGACCUGCCUGCAGUGACCAGCUGGAGCUAUGCCAGGCCCUGGUGGCUAUUGGUGGCUCUCAAACAAAGGGGCUGUCCAAGGCCGGGGCU
This is a messenger RNA of Mauremys reevesii (Reeves's turtle), 1146 nucleotides long. RefSeq lists its product as uncharacterized. The coding region runs from base 214 to 966 and encodes 250 amino acids. The transcript has 6 exons. The record is from RefSeq and is a predicted model, not a curated record. Lineage: Eukaryota; Metazoa; Chordata; Testudines; Geoemydidae.